Mucor velutinosus is the source of this 897-nucleotide messenger RNA. Its product is annotated as C2 domain-containing protein. The record is from RefSeq and is a predicted model, not a curated record. Bases 1 to 897 code for a protein of 298 amino acids. NCBI's taxonomy places the organism in Eukaryota, Fungi, Mucoromycota, Mucoromycetes, Mucorales, Mucoraceae. Gene Ontology annotation, molecular function: UDP-glycosyltransferase activity. The transcript is spliced from 4 exons.
AUGGAGGAGCUCUCCAAUAGGGGCCAUACUACUACCUACUUGACAAGAGAUAGCCAAGUCAAAUUUGGAAAGAAGUUCCCCUCUAUUGAAACGGUUUCGCUAAGCAAUGAUACAAAGCAUGGCAUUGCUUUUAAAGCACUCUCAACAGACAGCAGAAAGAGGACACUUCCAGUUCUUUCCGCGAAACUCUUGAAAAUCGUGGGAUCGACAUUUGAAGAAGACUACAAAGAAACAGUGCAAUUCUUCAAAUCAAAAAACAUGGAUGUUGCCAUUUGCGAUCAUUUUACAGUAAGCUGUCAAGAAGCCUGCCAUACGCUUCAAAUACCUUUUCUGGUGACAUCCAGCAUUGGUGCCGCCCCUGACACAGAAGCUCCCUACAUUGAUAAUUCUAUCAAACUGUUCAACACGGCAUUUGGCUUUGAGUCUGCUAGACCCUUGGGACCUUUGGUGGAGUUCAUUGGCCCCAUCGUUCCCAAGUCUGCUGCAAGCAAACUAACACAGGACCUGGAUCACUUUUUAGUCAAUCAUCAACGAGUAGCAUGCAUUGCAUUUGGACAACAUGCCACGACGAAUGAAACCGAGCUCACUGCGCUAUUUGCAGGGUUGCUGGAAGCGUACGAAAUAGGCUACAUUGAUGGCAUGAUUUGGUCCAUACGAGGACUAGACGGCAUUAUCCCUAGUGUCAUCGUGACAAGCUCCAAUCCGACCUACCAUAUCCAUCAACUGCUGAAUCAAAACAAGCUCAAUGAUAUCGCAUUUCUCCAAUGGGCACCACAAACAGCCUUCCUUCAGCAUCCAUCUACCAUUCUGUUUGUCACGCACGCUGGAGCAGGCUCGUUAUAUGAAGGAUUGCAAGCUGGAAAACGUUUGGUCUUUUUACCCCUUUUUUUUUGGUGA